UAAUUCCAAAUGGUUUAAUAUUAAAUCGAAUCGAAAAAUUAGCUCAGCAGGUUGUUGAAGAUAUUGAUGGCCCAUUAGUUUUGCUUUGCGUGUUAAAAGGUGGCCAUCAAGUUUUUUCGGAUUUGUCAAAUUACAUUAAAAAAAUCAACACGAACAGCUCCACGCCGUUGCCCCUUCGGUUUGAAUUUAUUAAAGUAAAAAGCUAUGAAAACGACUCGUCCUCAGGUUCUGUUUUGAUUCGCGGUUUGGAUAUGGAGGAAGUCCGCAGUAAACAUGUAUUGAUCGUCGAGGAUAUUGUUGAUACUGGACGUUCCAUUCAAUCACUUAUUCAAACGCUCAGCCAAUACAAUCCGGCAACCUUAAAAACUUUUAGCCUAUUGGUUAAAAGAGCCCCACUUAGCUGCGGAUACCGGCCUGACUACGUCGGCUUUGAAAUUCCGAACGAAUUUGUUGUUGGUUAUUGUCUUGAUUAUAAUGACACGUUUCGAGAUUUGGACCACAUCUGCGUUAUAAGUGAAACGGGGAAACAAAAAUACAAACAAUAA
Molecule: messenger RNA, 545 nt
Organism: Zophobas morio
Lineage: Eukaryota; Metazoa; Arthropoda; Insecta; Coleoptera; Tenebrionidae
Product: hypoxanthine-guanine phosphoribosyltransferase-like
Exons: 6
Coding region: 252-545 (97 amino acids)
Biological process (GO): hypoxanthine metabolic process; guanine salvage; IMP salvage
Cellular component (GO): cytosol
Molecular function (GO): magnesium ion binding; hypoxanthine phosphoribosyltransferase activity
Source: RefSeq, a predicted model, not a curated record